AUGGCCGACAGCCCGCGCAGGAACACGCAGGCCAACCGCCAGGCUCGCCGAGCACAGCCCUACGCCCGCCCGUCGCCUGCACCAGAGCCAGAGGCUUCGACCCCGUCUCGUCUGAGAAGCCUCCUGUCCUACGUGUCGCCCUUCCGCUCGGCGCGCAAGCGCAAGGAGCCGUCGCCCGCCCCGCCUUCGGACGACGACAGCGACGACCACGCGCGCAUCAAGGACGAGCACGACUCGGCAGAAGACGACUUUGCGUUGCAUGGCAAGGUCCUGACCCGCUCGGGCGACUUCACCGACAACGUUCCCGCGUCGCCCUCGCCCUGGACCGGCUCGAGCACCCAGCGCUCGAUCGGCUCUUCCCUCGCCUCGUCGGCCACCAUGCCCAACCUCGCCGUCCUCGCCGCCGCCGGGCCCUCCACCUCCUCUUCCAACCUCACCACGCCGCACCUCCCCGGCGCCCUCCGCCGCUCGCCCAGCCACGCCGCCGGCAGCACCGCGCGUUACGCCGACGUGCGCUCGGCCUACGCGGCCACGAGCGCCCUCGAGUCGAGCUCGACGCACGCGACGCAGGAGCUCGCGCGUUUCUUCCAGGACAAGGCCGACCGCGGCGAGGACCGCCUCAGCGCUGUCGAGCAGGCCGGCGUCUUCCAGUUGAUGCAGCGAGCUCAAGCCGAGUCGUCCCUCCCGACCGCCUUUACCCCCAACUUCCGCUCUGCCUCGGCCCUCCCUCCCGCCCAGUCCGUCGCCUCGUCCUCGUCCAGCUCCGUCUUUGGCGGCCCCGCCUCGGUCGCCGGCAGCGCCAUCCCGUCGUCCGCCGCCAAGCGCCGCCGGCCCAUCUACGUCGGCGCCGGCUACUCGUCCCGCCGCCGCCGCGCCACGACGCUCGGCCUCGCGUCCACCACCACUUCCACUUCGAGCCUGAGCGACGCCGCGCUCGCCGACGGCAAGCGCCGCCGCACGGCGACCGACCGCGGCGACGAGGACGACAUCCCGCUCGCGAGCCUCGACGACAUGGUCGCCUCGCCGUCGCGGUUCGCCGCCGCCGCCGCGUCGGCUCCGGCGUCGCCUGCACGCACGAGCAUGUCGGCGCCCGCCUCGGUCGCGCCCAAGCCUCGGUUCGGCAGCGCGUCGGGCUCGGGCUCGAACGGCGUCGGCGCGAGCGCGAGCACGAGCACGCCGGCCAAGCCCUCGCCGCUGUGGCAGGUCAGCGGUGAGUCGGCGACGCCGACACCGCCGCGCAGCAAGGCGGCGGCGCCCGUACCGUCGUCGUCGUCGACGCGCGCGGCCGACCUCGUCCUCGAGGUGAUCCGCCAGGACGACGCGGCGCGCAAGAAGGCGCUGCCUGUUGCGGCGACGGCGGCGAGCGCGGGCAAAGGCGCGAUCUUGAACCCGUAUGCGGGCGAGGAGAACCCGCUCGCGAUGGCCGGGCGCGUUGGGAGGAAGGACAAGGCCCAGACGGUCGAGAGCCCCAAGCCCAAGCAGCGCGUCGACAAGGUCGUCGCCGAGGUCGGCAAGCUCAAGGACGUCUCGGACGUGUCGCCGCUCGAGCAGCUCGAGCGCACCAUGCCCGCCGAGUACCGCCGCGAGACAAAGUGCACGACCAAGCCCGCGUCGCCGCCGCCUGCGCCCAAGCCCGAGCCGUCGGCCGCCGCGUCCGCUCCCGCGCCCGCGACCGCCAAGAGCAAGGGCAAGAAGGCCGUCGCCGUCGUGACGCUUUCGUCCGAGGAGGAGGGCGACGAGGAGGAAGAAGAGCGAGAGGACGAGGGCGAGGACGAGGAGAUGGGCUCGGGCGCCGAGGUGCAGGACGGUGACGAGUCGGAGGAGUACGAGCUCGACGACGACAUGGCCGAGGCCGAGACCGGCGAGGAGGAGCAGGAGGAAGACACCCUUCCCACACCACCCGCGUUUGCGCCCGCUGCCCAGACGCCCUCCUUCUCCUUCGGCGCCUCGUCGCUGCCCAACCCGUUCUCGACCUCGACCGGCGGCGCCUUCUCGUUCGGCUCGGCCACAUACGUGCCGUCGUCCCAGCCCGCCUUUUCGUUCGGCGCGUCGACCUCGUCCACGCCGUCCUUCUCGUUCGCCCCUUCUUCCGCCUCGACCGCCGCCCCCGCACGUGCCCCGAGCGGCCCCUCGAGCGACGACGCCCAGGCGCUGCUCGCCUUUUCGGGCGCCGGUGCCGGCGCGCCGCAGCAGCGCCCGCUCACGCCGCAGGAGGCCAACAUCCCGCCCGAGCCGCCCGUCUUCCCCGCUCCAUCGUCCUUGUCGACGGCGCCGUCGCCUUUCAGCUUCGGCGCCGCCUCCUCGUCCACCGCCGCCGCUCCCGCCGCCGUCGCCGGCAACAGCGCCGACGCGGCGCAGGACCCGCAAGCCGCCGCGCGCGCCCUCCCGAGGCGCGAGCUCGACCUCUCGCGCUUCUCGUUCGCCGGCAUUGGCGCUCGCGCGAGUGCGACGGGCUCGGACAAGGCGCUCGAGGCGGUCAAGGACCUCGUCAAGGGCAUGAGCCGGAGCGAGCUGCCGACCUUCUCGUUCUGAGUGAGCGAGGGUCGUCGUUCGGAGGGGGGCCGGAGCUAUUCGAGGCGAGGGCGGUGCGACUGUAGCGAGGCGCGAGGAGGUGGCUAUCUUUGCGAACACGGUCGAGGUCUUGCUCUCUCUC
This is a messenger RNA of Rhodotorula graminis WP1, 2653 nucleotides long. RefSeq lists its product as uncharacterized. The record is from RefSeq and is a predicted model, not a curated record. NCBI's taxonomy places the organism in Eukaryota, Fungi, Basidiomycota, Microbotryomycetes, Sporidiobolales, Sporidiobolaceae. Bases 1 to 2532 code for a protein of 843 amino acids. The transcript is spliced from 6 exons.